Messenger RNA from Mesorhabditis belari, 501 nucleotides. NCBI's taxonomy places the organism in Eukaryota, Metazoa, Nematoda, Chromadorea, Rhabditida, Rhabditidae. The record is from the annotation of a GenBank genome assembly.
AUGAUUUUCUAUUUUGGACCAAUCGGGACACCAUUUAUCCGUCUUGAUGCGGGACUUUAUACUCUACCCGGCUAUAUGUAUCAGAUCAAUCACUACUCUUUUAUGCAACCUGAUUUCGGGAACAUAUUUGAUACUUUGAUUACCGUGCACUACUAUUUGCUUGGAACUUUAUGUGUGAUCGCGCUCGUUAUUGAUGGGUUCACUUUGCAGAGGUUCAGAAAGAGAAUGAUGCUUCUCACUCACGGAAUGAAUCUUUGCUAUUGGAUUAUGUUCUUUGUAAUCAAUGCACUUUCCCAUGGAUACGGCAGUCAAGAUAUUUUCCGUUAUAUUUACGGUCAACGCAGUUUCAAUCGAAUCUCGACCAUUGUGAUGACUGUGGAGAACGUUUUGCAGGGCCUCUUGAUCAUUUAUUUUAAUUCGGGAGAGAAAGGAGAAAGAAGAAGCAAUAAUAGUUCUGUUAAUACUAAUACGACAAAGACGUCUGGAAAGUUGAUUCUCGGA